AGCGAACCCAUUGAGUUUUACAAAUCCCGCUCAUAAUCCAGCUAUAUCAGUUAAAUUUUGCCAAUAGUACUAUUUAAAGUAUUAAGAUGACGGAACCCAACAUUCUCCUUCCCUCAGACGGUGCCUCUGGAGUCAAACCUGACGGGACAGCGACAGCGACUUGUCUCUGUGGUGCUGUGCAAUUGUCGUUCCCUGUCGAAGGCGAAGAUUUGAUUAACACGUUUGUCUGCAACUGCAGUGAUUGCCACAAACUCAGUGCCUCCAUGUUUUGUUCAAACUUCACUGUCAGCGACAAGAGCCUUAAGCAUGUUCGAGGGGAAGAUAAAUUGACCAGAUGGGCUCAGAGCAAAACUAUUGCAUCCUGCGCUACGAUGGAAGACAGCUUUUGUUCCAUCUGUGGCAAUUUGAUGUAUAGGAGAAGCAGCAGAUUCCCGGGAAUGAGCAUCCUGAGAAUUGGGACUGUGGACGACUUCAACUUACAUGAAUCGAAGCUGAAGCCACAAUUUGAGCAGUUUAUAGAUAACAGAGCCAACUGGCUAGCUGGGGUACAGAUUGAAGGAAUACCACAUCACGCAAAGUCUGGAUUCUAGACCUGGCGGAGACUUGUGCUCUAUUCGAAUAGCUAGCUUCCAUGGCAAUAUUUGCUUUCAUCUAUAAGUGGACGAAAGAGCGCAAAUGAUUAAAACCCUACUCCUACAGCUCAUGUUGGAAGAGAAUUC
This is a messenger RNA of Trichoderma asperellum CBS 433.97, 719 nucleotides long. RefSeq lists its product as uncharacterized. The record is from RefSeq and is a predicted model, not a curated record. Gene Ontology annotation, molecular function: carbon-sulfur lyase activity. NCBI's taxonomy places the organism in Eukaryota, Fungi, Ascomycota, Sordariomycetes, Hypocreales, Hypocreaceae.